This is a messenger RNA of Triplophysa rosa, 2781 nucleotides long. It is a transcript of the gene ankzf1, whose product is annotated as ankyrin repeat and zinc finger peptidyl tRNA hydrolase 1. The record is from RefSeq and is a predicted model, not a curated record. Gene Ontology annotation, molecular function: protein binding. The coding region runs from base 330 to 2540 and encodes 736 amino acids. The transcript is spliced from 16 exons. Lineage: Eukaryota; Metazoa; Chordata; Actinopteri; Cypriniformes; Nemacheilidae.
AGUGAAAAUUACGUUGUUUUUUAUUGCUCCUUUUGUCAAGUGAAUUUUAAACGGACAAAUUAAGAGAUACAAUUGCGUUUCCCCUCUAGAGUUUACACAUGAAGAGCUUUACUCCUCGAAGGGAGUAGGGCAUAGGAAUGAUCACUUCGAAAGGGAACGCAGGGUAUGUAGACGUUUGCGCUUUUCGUUCUUUCUGACACUAGUCAGCCACCGUGGAGCCCAAACACGACAUGCGUAAUCUUAUACAAUGCUGGACUCAGUAGGAUAAAAAAUAUAAACUAACAGAGAUCUAUGCCACUGCCAAGGUGAUAUUGGUGGUGUGUGUUUUAAUGAUGGCGUCCCCGGAGUUGCGGUGUGUGUUUGAACUGUGUGUAGAUCAGAAUGUUAUAGCGGGGCUGAGAGAGGUGUCAGGACCGCUGGCUCAGCACGAACUUCCUCAGCCCACAUCCAUUGAAGAUGAAAUGUUAAUACUCCAUGUACAAUAUAUAAUGGCAGAUGGACAUUCAAGAAGGACAGGCUUGUCCGGUGAAGUGUCGGACAGGAUGUUCUGCUCGGCUUGUCAGUGUCCUUUCGAGAGUCGAGAAGAGCAGAUGGAGCACUACAAACUAGACUGGCAUCGGUUUAACCUGAGACAACGUCUGGAAGGAAGAUCAGCUGUCACAGUGGAUGAGUUUGAGAAGAAAACUGGCACAGGAGAUAUAUCAAGCAUUUCAGGUUCAGAUUCAGAGAGUGAGAAUGAGAUUCUUGCAGAUGAUGUGACCUCUGAGGGAACAGAUGAAACUCUGGACACAGAUCAGUCCCUAUGUCGGUUGUCUUCUAAAGUAGCCUUUCAGAACGAGGAGGGACAGUACCUGACAUUGUAUCGCUGUGUUGUGCAGAGCAAGAGAGACAGUGAAGAAGACUUGGUUUCAUCUUUACAAAAGAUAUCACACAACACUGUUUGGGUCAUUCUGAUGACUGGUGGUGGACACUUCGCUGGAGCUGUUUUUAAGGGGAAAGAGAUUCUGCAGCAUAAGACGUUUCAUCGGUACACCGUGAGAGCAAAAAGAGGGACUGCACAGGGACUGAGGGACUCUCAGAAUCGCAGUCACACACCCAAAUCUGCAGGGGCCGCCCUCCGACGCUACAACGAGGCUGCACUGGUGAAGGAUAUUCAUGAUCUUCUGGAAAGCUGGGCUGAGUUUUUAGAGGAGGCAAGUGCCAUCUUUUUACGAGCGCCAAGUUACAACAAGACCAUAUUUUUUGGAGGCCGAGGAGCACCAAUGGACAAAACAGACCAGAGGGUCCGGAUACUUCCUUUCGCCACCCGCAGAGCCACGUUCAGUGAAAUAAAACGAGCCUUUGAUAUGCUCUCAACUCUACAUAUUUAUCAUAAAGACGCUGACAUGUCCAGUAUUCUCAGUUUGUCGAAGAAAGUGUGGAAGAAAAAAAAAACUAAACCUAUUAGUCAAACCAUGCCUGAGCCAAACACAAAUGAAGCAGAUGAGGUAGAGGAAAGAAGUUCAGAUGAGGAAGACUCAGGAGUGUUGGAGACAGUGGAGGUGACGCUGGGAACCCUGGACCUCCGAGAAUAUGAAGUCCAGCCUAAUAAGAAGAAAAGAAAGAAAUGGAAAGAGAAAAGAGAAGCCCCAAGCAGCAGAGAAAUAACAGAAGCAAAGGCUGAUGAUGAAACGGUGGAAGAAGCAGAACCUGAAGGUGAAAAUGAUCCUAAAGAGACACAGACGAGGUCGAAAAGCAAAAGUAGACCCAAAGGCAAAAAACGUGAGCCUGAAGAAGAUGAAGUGGAUGACUCAUGGGAAUACAGUUUGAGGGAUGCGCUGUAUACCGCCUGUAAAACUGGGGAUAUCAAAACCUUGUACACACUUAUGCAACUUUCAGAAGAUCAGGAGAAAGGAAUUGAGAGGGAUACUCGAGAGAAAUCUACCUCAGACACCACCAAUGUUUCAUGCCUUCUCAACAAGCCCAUAGACUCAGCGGGCUUCACUUUAUUGCACGUGGCAUCCGCAGCUGCACAGAAAUCUGUCAUCAGACUGUUAUUGGAUGCAGGGAGUGAUCCAGCAAACAAGGAUAAGAAAGGACAGACUCCAUAUUUCGUCGCUCCCGAAAAAGAUACCCGAAACAUUUUCAGAAAAUACAUGGCUGAGCACCCUCAUAAGUAUGACUACACUAAAGCACAGGUUCCAGGACCACUGACUGAAGAAAUAGAAUCUAAAAAGGCUGAGAAGAAGAAAGCCCAAAAAGUAGCGCGGAAACAAAAGGAGAAAGAACAGAAAGAAGAGAAACUAAAGAAACAGCAGGAGGAGGAAGAAAAGAAAAAGUUCACAGCACUCAGUGACAGAGAGAAGCGAGCUCUGGCUGCAGAGAGGAGAUUAGCUCAACAUAUGGCCGCAACUGGAGAAAUACUUAACAACAUCAGGAGAUGUUUUCAGUGUGGAGAGUCAUUGCUGGGGAAGAUUCCCUUUGAGUAUCUGGAAUACUCGUUCUGCACACCUCGCUGUGUCCAAGCCCACCGCAAAGCCAACGCUGCCGCCCGGCCCUAACCUCUCACCAUCUGUGAACGAACUGACUUUGAUAUAAUCGAUCUAUAGAGUAACAUCAUGACAGAAUGAAUGCUGGGAAUUGGAGCAGAGAAAGAUUAUUAAAAAGAUCAUUACUAUUGAGAGCAAAAUGGACGACAGAUACAUUUGAGUUAAUGGUCUAGUUCCUAUAAUUCACAUUAAAAGAUGAAUCACUGUGAUUUUUAUUUAUCUUCAAUAAAAUGAAAGCUGAAGCACUGGAAGA